Vigna umbellata (rice bean) is the source of this 1448-nucleotide messenger RNA. RefSeq lists its product as uncharacterized. NCBI's taxonomy places the organism in Eukaryota, Viridiplantae, Streptophyta, Magnoliopsida, Fabales, Fabaceae. The record is from RefSeq and is a predicted model, not a curated record. Gene Ontology annotation, cellular component: membrane.
ACACCACACACUACAACACGCUGUCUUGAAACUUCAACCUCUUUCACGUUUCUUCUUCUUCAUCAUCUUCUUCUUCUUCUUGGUUCCCUCGAAGAAGCAAAGAAAAUGGCUACUAUCAUCGACUCUCAUUUCUUAGCGUUCACCGCACUUGUCACUAUUGGCUAUCAGUUUCUGUUUUUCGUCAUCACUGCGCUUCUCAAAUUCGACAAAGUCACUGAUUUUGCGGGAAGCACGAAUUUCAUCAUAAUUGCUGUAUUGACCCUGGUGAUCAAAGGCUCCUGGUAUUUUCGGCAGAUAAUCCUGACUUUGUUUGUUGUGAUAUGGGGAAUUCGCCUGGCGUUUUUCCUGUUAUUCAGAAUUUUGCAGUGGGGAGAAGACCGACGCUUUGAUGAAAUGCGUAAUAAUUUGGGUAGACUGGCCAUAUUUUGGAUAUUUCAGGCUGCCUGGGUGUGGACUGUGAGUUUACCGGUUACAUUGGUUAAUGCAAGCGACAGAAAUCCCUUUCUACAUGUUGUGGAUAUAAUAGGUUGGAUCUUGUGGGCUGUCGGUUUCAUUGUGGAAGGUACAGCAGAUCAACAAAAGCUGAAUUUCAAAAGAUCAUCAGAAAAUAGAGGGAAGUGGUGUAAUGUUGGAGUCUGGAAAUAUUCUCGUCAUCCUAACUAUUUUGGUGAGAUAUUGCUUUGGUGGGGGAUAUUUCUGGCCUCUACACCUGUACUGGAGGGUGCUGAAUGGCUGGUUAUCAUUGGACCGAUCUUUCUCACAUCGUUGCUUCUUUUUGUCAGUGGCAUUCCGCUGCUUGAGGAUUCGGCAGAUAAGAAGUUUGGUAAUGUAGAUGGAUAUAGGAUAUACAAAACAAGAACAAGCCCUUUAAUCCCAUUGCCACCAUCAGUCUAUGGGAACUUACCGGCAUGGUUCAAAAAAGCCCUUCUCUUGGAGUUUCCAUUUUACAAUCGUAAUCUUCCACUAGAAGAGAACUGGUGAGAUGAUAUUUAACUAUUUACUGUCUGCUCAAGGUGUAGAGGAAGCAGUGGGAAAAGCAGUGAUGAUCUGAAAAUCGACUAGGACUUGGUUCUUUGAAUUUGUUUGAUUCCUUUCAGACGUCAGGCUCAAGUUGCAGCUGGCAUCGUCCAUGGUUAAGAUGCAAGUAUUGCUCGUUUGUCUUAGAUAUAUAUAGUUCACAUUCAUGUACUAUAUGUUUGUUUGCAUUGCAAGUAUUGCUCGUUUGUCUUAGAAUAUAUAUAUAUAUAUAGUUCACCUUCAUGUACUAUAUGUUUGUUUUCAAGUAUCAUGGCUAGUGCAGAUACCAAUGGACCAUCAAUUCUGUUUCUCAUCUUAUUAUUUUUAUUUCAAUUCUCGUUAUGAACCUGUAACUUGCCAACCGUUGCAGGUAUUGAACACAGUUUUAUUGACUCACCCGAAUAUUGUUGUAUUUAGCAGAAUUAUUUUUU